GUGCUUUUCUGCGGUUUCCUUUUUCUCUAAUACUGACCAUUCAUCAGUUGCAAAAGCGCACCACUUAGAGUUUUAAUUUGCUUUUUCUUCUUGUUGCUAUCUAUUUUUUUUCAAACAAAGAGAUUGAAAGCCAGUGAAAAAUUGAUUUUUCAAAGCACGAGUACUACUGGGUUGGAUUGGUAAACACACAUGAGCAGCAGAGCACACAUCUUACGUUGUCAGAGAGGAAGAGGAUCAGUGUUUUCACAACUUAUACUAUUUGUUUUCCACUGAUAACAUCGACGGCAUCGCUUGAUAAUGAUUAACAGCAUGCUGAACGAGGAUUAUAGGGUUUACCCCAAACGAUGGAUUUAUUUGCUGGCAGUGAGCAUGAUUAACUUUUCAAAUGGAAAUACAUGGAUCACAUACGCGGCCAUCACUUUCUACACUAACAACUACUACUCCAACUCAAAUGCAGCUCUAUUUUUCAACGUUAUUUUUAUGGUUUUAUCGAUUCCGGUGGGAUUCUUAGCAUGCUGGUGGAUUGAUAAGUUUGGACUCCGAUCAGCGUAUCACAUUGGAACAUGGGCAAAUUUCAUCGGAAACAUUAUUCGUCUGGUUGCGUCAGGGACUUUUAUAGACCCGUCACUACGAUUCCCAAUUGCUAUAACCGGACAGGCAGUAGCCGCUUUUGCACAACCAUUUGUCAUGUUCCUUCCCACAAAACUCGCAGCAUACUGGUUUGCGGAUAAUGAGAGAGCUAUUGCAAAUACACUGUCGUCAAUGUCGAAUCCCAUUGGAAUCGCUGUCAUGUACUCAUUGGCACCUGUAUUUGUAAAUAAGACAACUCCAGACAACUUUUUCAAUAUGAACAUAGCAGUAACGGCUGUGGCUGUCAUUCCUGUAAUUCUCUCCUUGUUCAUCAACAAGUCAAAGCCACCUACUCCUGCAACACCUUCCAGAGAUACAGACGUAGAUGCCCCGCCAUUUUUGGAAGGUGUCAAAAUAUGCUUCAAAUCGAAAACGUUCAUUGUGCUAUCCAUUUGUUUGGGCGGAGGAGUCGGUCUUUUCAACGCGUUGUACAACAAUCUGCAGCCAGCAUUGUGCGUGAAAGGGUAUAACCCGACGUUCAAUGGAGGAAUGGGAACCUUGUUGAUCAUGUCUGGACUCGUUGGAGCAGCUAUCAGUGGGAUCAUUGUUGACAAGUGGGGAGAAUUUGAAAAAGUAAUGAAAGUAUCAUUUUGCAUUGCCGGAGUUGCAGCAGCUUCCUUAUCAAUUUGUAUCAACUACGAGGGUGUGCAGUGGUGGGUGAUACUCUCGAUUUUUAUCUUUGGAGCUGCUGGAUUCUCAAUUUAUCCGAUUGGUCUCGAGAUGGGAGUUGAGGCGACAUUCCCAGUGGCAGAGGCCACGUCAACCGGACUUAUUAUCAUGAUUGGACAGGUUCAAGGAGUAUUUUAUGUGAUUAUGACAAAUCUAGCUGUCGGAAAACCGGACCCUCAUGAUAUGGCCAUUCAAACGUGCGUGGACACCAACUCUCAGAAUCAUACGGUGUUAACUUGGAAAUGGCCAUUCCUUAUCUGGCUAAUUUGCAUAUCUGUCCUUAUAACUAGUUUUGUGGCAUUCUUCUGGCCUAAGUACAAGCGAAGGAAUUACGAGCAGGGAAAGAAAUGGAACGAGUUAGAUCUUUAAAUCUAUGUGUAUACAUAUGUAUUUAUGAAACCAAAAACAUAUUUUCAAUGAAAAUUUGAAAAAUUAAAU
Molecule: messenger RNA, 1737 nt
Organism: Caenorhabditis elegans
Lineage: Eukaryota; Metazoa; Nematoda; Chromadorea; Rhabditida; Rhabditidae
Gene: C05G5.1
Product: MFS domain-containing protein
Exons: 10
Coding region: 298-1668 (456 amino acids)
Biological process (GO): transmembrane transport
Cellular component (GO): membrane
Molecular function (GO): transmembrane transporter activity
Source: RefSeq, marked reviewed